CCGGGCUCCCUGCCGCUGUCCGGACCUCCUCCCGCAAGUCGGGGUCCCGCCACCCGCCCCCGCUGCGGCCCUCUCGCGCGUCUCCCGCCCCUCAAAGCCACAGAUCAUCUUCGGAUUCUUCCCCAGAAGCUUCAAGUAGGGAUAUGUCCUCAGCACCAACUACUCCUCCAUCAGUGGAUAAAGUAGACGGAUUUUCUCGGAAGUCCGUCAGAAAAGCCAGACAGAAGAGGUCGCAAAGUUCCUCACAGUUUAGGUCUCAAGGCAAGCCUAUUGAGUUAACACCUCUGCCACUGCUGAAAGACGUUCCAUCCUCAGAGCAGCCUGAACUGUUCCUAAAGAAACUUCAGCAGUGCUGUGUCAUUUUUGACUUCAUGGACACGCUAUCUGAUCUUAAAAUGAAAGAAUACAAGCGCUCCACUCUUAAUGAACUGGUGGACUACAUUACAAUAAGCAGAGGCUGUUUGACAGAGCAGACUUACCCUGAAGUAGUUAGAAUGGUAUCUUGCAAUAUAUUCAGAACUCUCCCUCCUAGUGACAGCAAUGAAUUUGAUCCAGAAGAAGAUGAACCCACGCUUGAGGCAUCGUGGCCACACUUACAGCUUGUAUAUGAAUUUUUCAUACGAUUUUUGGAAAGCCAAGAAUUCCAACCCAGCAUUGCCAAAAAAUACAUAGAUCAGAAAUUUGUAUUACAGCUUUUGGAGCUAUUUGACAGCGAAGACCCCCGGGAACGGGACUACUUAAAAACAGUCUUACACAGAAUUUAUGGCAAGUUUCUUGGUCUUAGAGCAUUUAUCCGAAAACAGAUUAACAAUAUUUUUCUAAGGUUUGUUUAUGAAACAGAACACUUCAAUGGUGUAGCUGAACUGCUGGAAAUAUUAGGAAGUAUUAUCAAUGGCUUUGCUUUACCUCUUAAGGCAGAACACAAACAGUUCCUGGUGAAAGUGUUGAUCCCUUUACACACCGUCAGGAGCUUAUCACUCUUCCAUGCCCAGCUGGCAUAUUGCAUAGUACAAUUUCUGGAGAAAGAUCCUUCACUCACAGAACCAGUUAUUAGGGGGUUAAUGAAAUUUUGGCCCAAAACAUGUAGUCAGAAAGAGGUUAUGUUUCUUGGGGAGCUGGAAGAAAUAUUGGAUGUGAUUGAACCUUCACAAUUUAUUAAAAUUCAAGAACCUUUGUUUAAACAAAUUGCCAAGUGUGUAUCUAGCCCCCAUUUUCAGGUGGCAGAAAGGGCGCUCUAUUAUUGGAAUAAUGAAUACAUCAUGAGUUUGAUAGAAGAAAACUCUAAUGUCAUCCUUCCCAUCAUGUUUUCCAGUCUGUAUAGGAUUUCAAAAGAACAUUGGAAUCCGGCCAUCGUGGCGUUAGUCUACAACGUGUUGAAGGCGUUUAUGGAAAUGAACAGCACCAUGUUUGACGAGCUGACAGCCACAUACAAGUCAGAUCGCCAGCGUGAGAAAAAGAAAGAAAAGGAGCGUGAGGAAUUGUGGAAAAAACUGGAGGAUCUGGAGUUGAAGAGAGGUCUUAGACGUGAUGGGAUAAUUCCAACUUAACAAAAACAAUGGCAGCAACAUUACUAACCUGUGGAGUCACACAUUUAUGUAGUAGAAGAUGGAGCAACAGUUUUCUGUAUUGUGCAACUUUACAGUAGAUUUCACAUUUGUUUCAUUAUUACAACAGCACUGUAUAUACCUGUCUCUAAGUAAAGGAAAAAAAAAUAAGGACUUCAAUCCAAAGUUUGGACAGUAGAUGGACUUCUCAGAACUUUGCAAACAUAAUCAUUGUUCUUAACCCUUUAAAAAAAAAAAAAAAGCAGUUUUCAGAGACCUGUUAAUGAAACUGCUGUUAAAAUUCCAUUGUCGGGAGUUCCUUAUUUAUCAUUAGCAGAGAGUUUGAAACAAUUCUCAAAUGUGAACAAUCUUAAAUUUAGCUUGUCUUUCUGCUGAGCUGUUAAAUGUAUUUAUAGGAAAGGAAGAAGAAAAAAAAAAAGACUGUCAUUUCCAUAUAGGUUUGUAUAACACCCUCUUCUGGAUAACUUGACUGUAAUUUGACAUCUUUUCCUUUUGCACAUCUUCUUGAGUUGAAUGUCCACAUGGAAUGGGGCUGUGAGUUAUAAAGGUCCCAGAUGAGAGUUUUGCUUACUGGAGUGAACAUCUUUCCAGUAGCCAGGUAGUCCUGGUACUCCUUUAGGUUUAAAAUUUGGAGUAAAAGAGAAGAGGUGAUAAACAUAGUAGGGAAGGGAAUUUUGGAUUCGUGCAGGAGUUUAAGGUGAAUCCAAAUCAAUGUCUUGAAUCCUUUGCAAACAGGCACUGGGACAUCAUAGGCUUCAGUACCUAAGCAGUAUUAAUUGCGUACAUCAUUGAACACACAUACCAGAGAUGUUUUAGACAUGUCAGAAAACAUCCUUUGGACCAUUUUGAAAUCAGAAAGACAGACACUAAAUAGUACAACCAUGAAAUUGAUCGCCAGGAUUGCGGAUCUAAUUGGGAAUAGAGUUGAGCAAACAGCUUGGACUGUUUGGAGUUGUUGCCUUACUUUUUAAUAUGUAUUUAUAAAGUAUUCCAGCAAAAGAGGAUGUAGCCUCUGGGGAAAAACAAACAUGUUACCGUGUUUUUUGUAGAUUCUCCUAUAUCUCAUCACAGCGCCAGCCCUGUUUUUAGCCAGAAAGGAUUCAGGAUAAACAUUAUUAUGCAUUCUGAAUUGGAUGCGUAUUCCUAACUACUGUAUUUGUUACCAAAAGUGGUUCUACAAAUGCUACUGAAAAAAAUCUGGAAAUUCCUAAUGUCCUGAGUAUUAAUAAUAAAGUUUAAAAAUGCUUUUAUAUCAAAGGUGCAUUGUGACCAAAUUGUUUAAGAAAAAACAAAAACAAACAAAACAAAAUCUAGGGCUGUAUUAUAGCUAUAUUUUAUUGGCUCUCUGCUUUGUAUUUAAAAGAGGACUCUUAACAUCUUGGGGAGAUAAAAAUACUGAUAAAACUGUGUACAGUAUGUACUUAACCUAUUGUGGUUGCAUUAUUAUGUACUGAAAGAUAUGUGUUUGGGGCUUAUUUCCAGGAUGCAUUUGCUUGUUAUGGACAUAGCAGCAGUGAGUUGAUAAUCCUAAACCAUCACUUCAGCAGUCUUCAUGGCAUAGAGCUGAUUCUGUUCAUGUGUUGAAUUGUCAUAGCAGCAAACAUGAACAUAUGAACUGUUGUUGCUCUUAGUAGAAAUAUAAUAUCAAUAUGGGCUUGUAUACUUUCUUCCUUCCAUUUAAAUAUAAAGUAGAAUAUGCAGUUACAUUGUUUCUAAGAAAAAGAGGGAAAAAAGGCGGUUGACCUUUCUCCCCUAUUAGGUGUUUCCGGAUUAUCAGGUCACAGUGUGUGUGUAAAAGUCAGCUAAUUAUGAACACUGUCAUCUCAGCAACUUUGUAAAACAAACAAAACUUGGCAUUGAGAAUUCUGAGAAAGAACCAGCAGUAAAAUAGUCAUAUGCAACACCAAACAUAACAUGGUUUAAUGGAAUUCAUAGGUUUUUCUUUUUAAAAAAGAACAUUCAUGGGGAUUCAAUGUACAUUUGGCAGAGACUGCCAAAGAUGAAACAACUUCCUUUCAAAGUGCUGGAGCAAAGGUGCAAGUUCAACAACUAAAGAUAAAAAAUAAAUUUAUAACAAAUCCUCUCCGAUUUUAGCUUGUUAGUUUUGACUCUGCAUUCCAUUUAGUUUUGACAGUCUAAACGUUUGUUUGCCAUUAAUUCAUCUUUUUUAGAUAAGGGACAUUAAAAUCCCAGGUAUAUGAAAUAUCUCUGCCCAUUAGAAUGAAAUGCAGUCAUUUGAAAUGAGAAAGACUAGGCUCCUAUUUUGCACCUUACCCUGUCUUCAGAGUUAAGGUGAGAACUACACAAAUAUCCUUGAUGUCAAUUUAUGUGUUGAUUAUUCCAAACUGAGGAGAAUAAAGCCAGAUUUUAGACAUACUCAAAGAAGCAAUUAUAGAUACAUGUCUAAAAUUCAUAGGGCAACUUCUGAGAAGAAACACUGUCUUUUCUUUUUAAUUGAAAGUGACAAUGUGACACUUGUCAUGUUGUGUCCGGUGACACAGAGUAACUAGGUUGUCUGACUGUUGCACCAUGUGACAUAUUUAAGGACAUACUUGCUGCAUUUGCAGCAGCCCUCUCUGUCCUUUCCCGCAUUUCUCCUGUUGCUUCGACUUGAGCUCAUUGUGACAAAUGCAUCUUUGUGUUAUAUUUUGUUUGCUUCAUAAUUUCCAGAACUAUAUAUAAAUCUAUUUUUAAAAUAGCAAAUAUUGUAGUUAGUGAGUGAUGAUCACUCCAAACUUAUCCCUACCAUAUUGGUUUCAGGGGUAGGAUUAAGAGUGUCUUUGGAAGAAAAAACAAACAAAAACCCUGUGGUUUAGAGUGAUGCUGAGGCCUUAGGCUGUGGGCCUAGAAAACCCAUGUGAGUGAACUGACCCCUCUCAUCCUUUGAAUCGAGCAUGCAUUCCUUUUCUCAUUGUGCAAGUGGCCCCAUUGUUUUCCUUCAGUGUUGAGUUUUUGUCCUUUUAAAUUUUAUUCUAUUUUGCUCUUCCUAACAUCUGACUGUUUUUUUUAUAAAAUAAAAUAAAAAAUAAAAAAGUGAGAAAUAAAUAAUACCCUUGAUGCCGCUGGAUACUCACAAGCAGGGUUAUGCUCCUUCAUCUUGGGCUUGCUUGCCUAAAGGGAAGGGUUUAAAUUAUUUUGUACCUCCUCCUAUGCGUGGGACAGUCCAGGGUGCAGAGCCAGGAACUGCUUGUAAUUGCACCUGCUAUACUUAAACGUAUAGCCCUAGGCUCAAUCACACUAUGGGGAAAAAAGUAUAUUUAGAGCUUUAAAAGCUUUUUUAUUUUUUUGUGGGGAUGGGGAGGGUGGGAAAGGGAAAAUGUAUGGAUGUUAUUGGCAUUCUUAAGUGUUCAGAGUUAUGUUCCGCCCCCGCCCCCACCGCCCCCCCCCCCCCCCCACACACACACUUUAAUCAGAUGCACCGACCUGGCCCAGGAAAUGAAAAGAUUCUCUCUUUUGAUGCUAUUACCAAUGUUAUUACAAAGUGACAGUCACCUACAGCAAAAAGGUGGCACCGGACAUGAUCGGUGAUGUUUUAUUUGCACAUCAAUAUUUUUAUUUUUAUAUUCUGGCUCAGCUGCUUUCUCUGAGUGGAGUUAAGAAAUGAGCCACAAAGGAUUUUUGUAGUAGGUAUAUUGGCAAUGCAUUUUAUAUUUCUCAGUAUUUAAUUUUGAAAAUCAAAAAGGAUUGUGCAUCUUGAGAGAAAGUUGAGCAAGUUUUGAACCAGUGGAAUGUUCACUUGUGCUGCUGUUUGUGCACGACAGCAGCAGUAGUAUCUCUUGGAAAUAAACAUCCCAUAUUACGAUGUCUAUGAAUAUAGGUUUCCUUUUCUUCCCUCCUCUUCUUCCUCCCUUCCCCUCCUUAUCUCUCUCCUUUUUCUUCCUUCCCUUGUCCUUUUCUUUCUUUUUU
Messenger RNA from Myotis daubentonii (Daubenton's bat), 5471 nucleotides. RefSeq names its product protein phosphatase 2 regulatory subunit B'epsilon (gene PPP2R5E). Gene Ontology annotation, cellular component: protein phosphatase type 2A complex; cytosol; nucleus. Gene Ontology annotation, biological process: protein dephosphorylation; signal transduction. NCBI's taxonomy places the organism in Eukaryota, Metazoa, Chordata, Mammalia, Chiroptera, Vespertilionidae. Gene Ontology annotation, molecular function: protein phosphatase activator activity. The record is from RefSeq and is a predicted model, not a curated record.